Molecule: messenger RNA, 1386 nt
Organism: Silurus meridionalis
Lineage: Eukaryota; Metazoa; Chordata; Actinopteri; Siluriformes; Siluridae
Product: leukocyte immunoglobulin-like receptor subfamily B member 2
Exons: 5
Coding region: 76-1386 (436 amino acids)
Biological process (GO): cell surface receptor signaling pathway
Molecular function (GO): transmembrane signaling receptor activity
Source: RefSeq, a predicted model, not a curated record
UUUAUUUUUACAGAGUCUCCUAAACCUGUGGUGAUUAUAAAGCCUGAUACACAUGUGUUCAGAGGAGAAACUGUGAUGUUCAGGUGUGAAAUACAGAGCGAAAAAGACACAGAGUGGACAUAUGACUGGUAUAGGAAUGAUUACACACUCUACCCAUACUACACAACACAGGAGUUCAGUAUCAGCUCUGUUACAGAAUCAUAUAGAGGGAAAUACACCUGCAGAGGGUGGAGACACAGUGACAAUCAGAUCGAGACGAGUGAUUCUGUUACUCUCACUGUAUCAGUAAAACCCACACCGACUGUGAGUGUGACUCCUCAGAGCUUCAUCUACACUGGAGACACAGUUACUCUGAACUGUAAUCUGCAGUCUACUGGAUGGAGCUUUUCCUGGUAUAAAGGUAACCAGAAAUCACCUGAACCCCAAAAUACCAACCCACUCAGUGUGAUAAUCUCUAAUGAAGGACAAACAACAUACUACUGCAAAGCACUCAGGGGAAACUACGAGUCAGAGUUCAGUGCUGCAGCUACAGUUACAGUUAAAGCGAGACCAAAGCCUGUAGUGAAAAUACACCCAGCUGUGAAUGUGUUCAUUGGGGAAACUGUCACUCUCACAUGUGACAUACAGACUGGAGGAUCCUGGAAGUAUCACUGGUAUAGAAGUAAUGAAGAAAUCAGAGCUGCUGCAGGAGAGAAGACCUACACAAUCACUGAUGUUAAAGACUCUAAUAAAGGUCCUUAUAGCUGUAAAGGAACUCAAUCAUCAGACCCAAAAUACACACAGAGCAGUGAUGCAGUUACACUGACUGUAGCAGAAAAACCCACACCGACUGUGAGUGUGACUCCUCAGAGCUUCAUCUACACUGGAGACACAGUUACUCUGAACUGUAAUCUGCAGUCUACUGGAUGGAGCUUUUCCUGGUAUAAAGGUAACCAGAAAUCACCUGAAGCCCAAAAUACCAACCCACUCAGUGUGAGAAUCUCUAAUGAAGGACAAACAACAUACUACUGCAAAGCACUCAGGGGAAAGUCAGAGUUCAGUGCUGCAGCUACAGUUACAGUUAAAGCGAGACCAAAGCCUGUAGUGAAAAUACACCCAGCUGUGAAUGUGUUCAUUGGGGAAACUGUCACUCUCACAUGUGACAUACAGACUGGAGGAUCCUGGAAGUAUCACUGGUAUAGAAGUAAUGAAGAAUUCAGAGCUGCUGCAGGAGAGGAGACCUACACAAUCACUGAUGUUAAAGACUCUAAUAAAGGUCCUUAUAUCUGUAAUGGAACUCAAUCAUCAGACCCAAAAUACACACAGAGCAGUGAUGCAGUUACACUGACUGUAGCAGGUGAGUGUUUUGUCUCACAUAUUCUCUCCUAUGAACAAUUUAAAGUGUAG